AUGGACACAAGUACCUGUCCUGCCCCAUACUCACCCACACGGCGGCGAGCAGUACACGUGACCCUGGUCGCCAUCUGUGUCUGCACACCUGACGGAGUGACUGACAGCCAGCAGCAGCAAGCCAUCUGGGCCUCUGGGCCUCUGGGCAGCUUCCGGACAAGCCUCCCAGCGGAAAGGCGACAGGCGUGGGCCCUGGACAGGCCGUCUAGUAGCGCCUCCAUGUCCCCACCAAAUCUUCCGCAGCCACCAAACUGCCCUCGUGCUGCUCGCGCGCUUGCACCCGCGCCCAUUCCACUAGGUUUGCCUCUUGUUUUACAACUGCUGCAACUCACAGCUGCCUGUGCUGCCCUUGUGUCGACGCCCGUUCAUGUGUGUUUCACCCUCUGCUGUGAUCAAAACCCCGGUGUCCAUGGCCCGUCCGCGCGCCAUGGCGUCGACGAUGCGCAAAAGCCCACACACGCCCCGCUCCUCGCUCGGCCGGUGAUCAGGGCAAAAGUCCAAUCUGCUUACCUCGCACUGCUGAAAUGA
Molecule: messenger RNA, 528 nt
Organism: Bipolaris oryzae ATCC 44560
Lineage: Eukaryota; Fungi; Ascomycota; Dothideomycetes; Pleosporales; Pleosporaceae
Exons: 2
Coding region: 1-528 (175 amino acids)
Source: RefSeq, a predicted model, not a curated record